Lucilia cuprina (Australian sheep blowfly) is the source of this 1734-nucleotide messenger RNA. Its product is annotated as caspase-3-like. The record is from RefSeq and is a predicted model, not a curated record. The transcript has 4 exons. NCBI's taxonomy places the organism in Eukaryota, Metazoa, Arthropoda, Insecta, Diptera, Calliphoridae. Gene Ontology annotation, molecular function: cysteine-type endopeptidase activity. Gene Ontology annotation, biological process: proteolysis. Bases 767 to 1714 code for a protein of 315 amino acids.
AACCAGAACUAGAUUUGAACUAGAACUGAACCAAAACUGAACUAGAACGAAAACAGAACUAAACAAGUACUAAACUAGAACUGCUCUGGAAUUGAAUUAGAACUGAACUAGUGUUAAACUGAAUAAGAACGCAACUUGAACUUAGGCAGAACUGAAAUAGAACUAAACUAUAAAGGAACUACGACAGAAACGGUUUUCCCGGUGACCGCAUUAUUUAUCCACAAACAUAAAUUCUGUAUAAACCAUAAACCAUUUUCAAUGUUAUGGAAAGUGCUAUAUAUUCUAAUAUAAAACAAAUAUUAAAUACGUGUAUUUACCGGAGUUGGAAACUUUCAGUUUUUAUUAAAAUUAUUUCUAAAAAAAUAUUUUCGAUAAGUUUCCUUUUUAUAAAAAAAUUUCAUUUUUUGUGAUUUUUUGCACUAAAAUUUAAUAAUCGAAAAUCCGUUCAUUAUCUAUGAAUGUAUAUCGUACAAAUGUAAAUCUUAUCAUGGAAAUAGUUUAUGACUAUAACUCAGUCUUAGAAAUUUUACAAAAUUAAAGUUAGUCCAAUUACUUAUGGUUUUGUUAUUAUAUUUCCAUGUUUCCAAGCCUGGUUAAUAUUCACAUUUUAUACAGUUUCAUAUUAAAUUAAUUAUUGUUUAUAAAAGCAGUAUAUAAAAUACUUUCAUGAAGAAAAGUUAUGAACUAUGUAUUAAUAAUAUAAUACAAAUAAAUAUAAAUUUAAUUUAUAAAACAAAAAAGGUAAAAUAAAUUGGAAUUUAAAAUAAUGGAUCAAACCGAUUUGUCACUGUUCAGAAGAAAACCCGAUAAGAAUGAAAAAACUGACAAUAUUCGUAACGAAUGGGAUAUCAACUGUACCGACUUAAAACAAUAUGAGAAACAAAGAAUAAUUUCGCGACCCACUAAUGAAGAUGAAUAUCGCAGUGAUAAUCCAAAUGCGGGUAUAGCGCUUAUUUUCAAUCAUAAAUAUAUAACGGGUGAACGGCAAAGAGACGGGACUGAAAAAGAUCGUGAUGCUAUGAAGGAAACGCUUCUUAAUUACGGUUUCGAUGUUAGAGUUUUUAAUGAUUUGACAUGGAGGGAAUUGGGUGAUGUUCUGACAAAAACUGCUCAAGAAGAUCAUAGCAAUAAUGAUUGUCUCGUAGUAACUGUUAUGUCUCAUGGCUGUGAAGGAAGAAUAUAUGCUCGCGAUAUUUCAUAUCCUGUGGAACGUUUGUGGAAUUCAUUUCUGGGAGAAAAAUGUAGAUCUUUGAUAAAUAAACCGAAAUUGUUUUUCUUACAGGCCUGUCGUGGUCAAAAUCUAGACAAAUAUGUAAUUUAUUCAAGAGUAGAACAGUCAUUCGUAAGUCCAACAGUCAAGACUGCAGACGUACCACACAAAUUUGCUUAUGUUAUACCAAAUACUGCCGAUAUAUUAAUAAUGUUUUCAACAUUUGAAAAAUAUAGCUCUUUUCGUAACAUUGAAAAUGGUUCAUGGUUUAUACAGAGUUUGUGUUCGGUCCUAAAUGAAGCCGCCACUAAUGAAGCCGCUGCCGGAAAGGGUGCUGAAUUACUACGCCUGCUAACGGCUGUUAAUCGUAAAGUAGCCUACGAGUAUCAAUCGUUUAGUGAAUAUGAAGCACUCGAUCAAAAGAAAGAAAUGCCUAAUUUUUUAUCGACUCUAACGAAGACAUUUUAUUUGAGAGUUAAAAAUGCACAAAUCAAUAAAUUAUAAAUUUUUAUUAAAGAAAAUUA